This is a messenger RNA of Trachymyrmex cornetzi, 5191 nucleotides long. RefSeq names its product SNF related kinase (gene Snrk). The coding region runs from base 1198 to 4521 and encodes 1107 amino acids. Gene Ontology annotation, molecular function: protein serine/threonine kinase activity; ATP binding. Gene Ontology annotation, biological process: protein phosphorylation; intracellular signal transduction. Lineage: Eukaryota; Metazoa; Arthropoda; Insecta; Hymenoptera; Formicidae. Gene Ontology annotation, cellular component: cytoplasm. The record is from RefSeq and is a predicted model, not a curated record. The transcript has 8 exons.
GACUCAGUCGGGAGUACAAAUACGUUACUACGUUCCACCACGUUCCAUAGCUUUCUCAUGUGUCACCGCGUCGCGGGUGUGUGUACGCGCACGCCCGUCGUCAUCGUAGUGUCGUGUUUUAACGCCGUCAUCCGAGAGGGAGGAAAGUAAAAGAAAAGCGUGAUCCAGUGUCGUACGUCGAUCGCGGGAAAUUCCGCGAUCCCGGAUCUUGCGCGCGAUCGCGAGAGUGCGACGACUCCCCGUCCGAGGGAAUAACGGAGAAACGGUCAAGCGGGUGACGCGACGCGCGUAGAGGUACGCUCUCCUAUGUACGUGCAUGCUGCACGUUCGUGCAUGUGCUUGCGCGCGCGCGCGCGGCUGUACGUGAGGGAGCGAGACAGACGGUAGCGAAUCGACGGAGAGGAGCGAAAGAGUCGGGCGGUAGAGGAGGCGAGAAAAAAAGUGGGAAGUGUGUCGCGCGCUCGCGGCGCACCGUCGUCAUCGAGGAAGGUGCCCGGAAGUCGCCUACUACACGCGCGACUGCUGCGCGCCGACGAAUAGACAAAUAGACAAAGGGGAAAAAGUUACCGCGGGUGGGCGAGGUAGUCCCCGACGUAGAAGGAGCGAGAGAAAAAGAAGAGAGAAAGAGAGACACGAGACGAGAUCAGAAUACAGAGUACUACGAGGUGGAGGAAGGCACGGUUGCGUCAAGAAAGAAGAGGUGAUCCAUCAGCGGGAGCACGAGAGUUUCGCAUCCCGCGAGACAGAGAGACGCAUAAAGGGAGAGAGAAAGAGAGAUAAGAAGGAGCGAAGAGAAAAGGGUGGGAGAGGCGAGAGGAUUGCGUCGCGGACGGUGGAAUGUAAGAAGCGACCGAGCGGUGCCGUGUAAACACGCGUCUCGAGUGAACCGGAGCGGCCCACCAGCGACGUUCGAUUCGAUGUCGUUGGCUUUCCCGUCGUCCUCACCGUCGCCGUCGCCGUCGUACGGCAGUCCCGACGGUUCGCAUACAAGUAGAACUUGUACGGAAGGAGCAACCGGGAGCAACAUCUGUGGCAUCGAUCAUCGUCGCCGCCGGCACGGCAGACACGCGUAAAUGAAUCCACAUCACAAAUGACGUUGGGCGGACCGGGCAGACUAGCGAGGUGCUGGCUGGACUCGUCGUCGUCGUCGUCGUCGUCGUCUUCUUCGUCGGUUUAACGAACAAAGAGCGGCACGAGAUGAAUCGAAGAGUGGGAUACAGCAAUUACGAUGGCAAGAUCGCCGGUCUUUACGAUCUGGAGGAGACUCUCGGCCGCGGUCACUUCGCCGUGGUGAAGCUGGCACGACACGUUUUCACCGGUGAGAAGGUGGCAGUGAAGGUGAUCGACAAGAGUAAGCUCGAUGAGGUUUCGAGAGCUCAUCUCUUCCAGGAGGUGCGGUGCAUGAAGCUGGUGCAGCAUCCCAAUGUGGUGCGGUUAUACGAGGUGAUAGACACGCAGACCAAGCUAUACCUAAUUCUAGAGCUCGGCGAUGGCGGGGAUCUCUACGAUUACAUCAUGCGCCACGACAGCGGCCUCAGCGAAGAGGUGGCCAGGACUUACUUUCGGCAGAUAGUUAGAGCCAUAUCUUACUGUCAUCGUUUACAUGUAGUGCACAGAGAUUUGAAACCCGAGAAUGUCGUGUUCUUCGAAAAGCUGGGUACGGUGAAGCUUACGGACUUUGGGUUUAGCAAUAGAUUUUGUCCUGGUCAGAAGCUCGAGACUUCGUGCGGCUCAUUAGCGUACUCCGCUCCAGAGAUACUUCUAGGCGAUAGUUAUGAUGCCCCCGCAGUAGAUGUUUGGUCGUUAGGUGUAAUACUAUACAUGUUAGUAUGCGGUCAAGCGCCGUUUCAAGAAGCGAACGACAGUGAGACGCUAACGAUGAUUAUGGACUGCAAGUAUUCAAUUCCGUCGCACGUGUCUGACGGUUGCAAGCGGUUGAUCGCGAGAAUGCUCGUGCGAGAACCCGAAGGCCGAGCGUCCCUCGAGGAGAUAGCUGCGGAUCCGUGGUUAGCGAUCGGUUCCGACUUGGACACGAUGGAGACGCUACCGCUCGUGUCACGUCAACAAGUCUCCGAUGAUCAUCACAAUCACAUAAUUACCAAAAUGGUUAACGGUAACAUCGCCACCAAGGAAGAGAUAUUGGACGCGCUCGACAAGAACGAAUACAACCACAUCACCGCGACGUAUUUCUUGCUAGCUGAGAGGAAAUUGCGCGCUCAUCGACAAGAACAGAUACAGAAAAGUCGUCCAGAAGCCCUGGAUGUUUCCUCAAGCCGGCAGGAUGAUCUGACAACAAAUCUGCGCACAGAUGAGAAUUCCCUGGGUACUAUGAACCAGUCGCUAUUAAGCGUGCCACGGACACCUGGUGACGUACCGCAGAACGUGCGUUCGCGCAAGUGCAGUAUUGUUCAAGAAGAAGAAGAUGAGGACGACGUGUCCUCAUGCUCUGGCCGAGAUGAACAUGGCAGUAAUUCGGCGCUAAAUUCCCUUAAUCGUCGUGGUUCCCGUUCCGAGGGAAAACUCUCGCAUAUUCUACAGGAGCGAUUAUCGCAGCUUCCGGAGAAGCAUACCAGCACGAAGCCCGUGUUGAGUCAACGGCAUCCACAUCAAAAAGAGGAUACCGUCAUUGCCGAAUCAUCGCAUAGGGGAGAAAGACUGAAGCAGAUUUCGAAAAACGAAAAGGAUAAGACGUCGUCGCCGAUGCAUCUAAGAGGAGCAGACAAAGUCCAAAUGGGCAACGUACUCUUGGAGAAACUGCCCAUAACUCCGCGGAUUACCAUGACGUGCGAGGAAAAUCUGAAGAACCGAUUGAGUGGCGCGAACUCUCCAUCGUCCGGAUGGGCAGCUAGAAAAGCCACUACUACGGAAACUAAACCUAAAUCGGUAACGGAGUGUCUAAAAUCGACCGGACCGAUACCGGCGAAUAAGUGGAGAAUGGGUUCUCAACACCAUCGGUUUAGUGUGCCGCUCACAGAGUCCUCAUCAAUGAUUCCCUCAAAACCGUCCGACGUAUCUACAACGAUGACAACGACGACUACUACUAAAACACUACAUGAAUCGUCAACCGUCUCGAUACCUCUUCAUCCGAUUAGUGACAAUCAAGUGACGUUAACACCUAAAUACAAGACGAUGCCGUCACCCAGCGGUGCUUCUACGAAGCAACCCACGCUCAAUGAAAUCCUGGAGGAUGGGGAUGGCACGCAAGCAUCGAUGAACUCCACGAACUGCGGAGAUUCGACAACUAAAUGCCGCGUUGUUAGGCGAACAACAUAUGAGCAACGGAGAAGCAAGUUCCACAAGACGCGCACAACCUCCUGUUCGAGUUCGGACGCCAGCGACGAUGACAGCGAGAGUAGGAAAAAGAGGGCGCACAAACUCGGUGCAUCCACGGGCAAACCCUUACCUCCGAGACGCGAUAGUCACGAUGACUCGAGCGAUUCGCAGGAUCCAGGAGGAAGCGGUGGCGGACGUGGUGGAGUUGGUGGAGGAGGGAGCGGAGUGAGCAAUGGCGAACACACAACGACGGAUACACCGACGACAACCGAGAGCAAUCGAAACGAAAGUGGCAGCGGCACUAACACGACAAACACGAGCACAACGAAUGGAGGAGGACGGCAUCGAUGCACCGAGAACCAGGUAAUGUUUGGCAGGAGACAUCGCGCUGGUAGGAGAAGAGCCGGCGAGACGCGAUUACGUGAGAGCCAGUCGUUGAAUCGUAUCACCGAGGUUCAGGAGGCCGAGGCACCCUCAUCUUGUCACAAUCAUUGUCAUGUGUCGCGCAAUUCGACUGCAAUUGGCACGCAGAACGUCUCCUCAUCGUCAGCGUCGUCGGUAUCGCAGAAUAGCACUACUUCUCAGCACAAUGUUGUUCCACCUGUGUCUCAAAUAGCAACCAGUACGGUACAAAAAGCAAAAGGUCUCGGAGCGAAAUUGUUGCAGAGCUGGUCACUCAGUGCCGGGAAAUCCCUGAUAUCGCAAGGCUCAAGGUUUGCUCGCACUUCCGAUGGAAAGGGUAAUAGUCAACGGCAAUCGGACGAUUGUCAGAGCGUCAGCGAUGAACGUCGUGGCGAUCACAAGUGCGCGAGUCAAGCGCCGUGUAACGACAAGGAGAAUCGUGGUAACGGCUCGAUCAACGAGUGUAAGAGGAACGAGUGUAAGAACAGGAAGAUUCGGUUGUUGAGUCGUUACUUUGCCGUGCACAAGAAGCUCUGCGUACCGCUGCCAGGUAUCUUUGGCAAGGGACGCCUCUACAAGGCUCGCUCGUGCGGUAGCAUCACUCGCGAUCGUGUUAGUCCGCCGUCGCCUAAAUCAGUGCUGCUAGUCGAGGACAAGUGGCGGGAACGUCGUCAGUGGUGCGAUGCCGCGACAAAGCAGCAUCGCGGUAGCGAUGGCGAUAUAAAUCAGAAUUUAGGCCUCGCGCAUCUAGUGCAGGAGAACAUCGUCGGUAAGGGCUGCGCCGGCAUGCCCAACGUGUGCCACAUUCACCUCGGAGACGCUUCCAAGUGUUGUAGCCUUUGUUGAUGAAUCGUUUCCGCUUGAAAGAGAACUCGCUUAGAUAUUCAAGAUGAGAGACGUAUGAACGCGGGUAGGUAAAGGCCAGGUCCGUUCUCUGGUGCCAGUGGCGUAGCUAGAUGGCAUGUGCGCGCGGAAUUUCUUUCGCGACAAUCUCUUUUCGAUACUACUUUAAUUUCUAGCGAGUUAUUUUUGUCGAUACCGAAAUAUUUUUAUAGGUUGAAAGAUCUGAGAGAUAUAUUUUUUCUUUUUUUCUUAAAAAACUGCAAUCCAAAACGGCAUAGAUGCUGUAUCUCUGACACAUCUUAAAGAGAACAAUAGCUAUUCAUUUCUAAAUACAGAACCGAGUCAGAUCUCUCAAGGAAUCAUUUCGUAAGCAAUUCAGAGUGCAAAAAAUAUUGAUAAUUAAUAUUUCCCGAAAGACAUGAUCUGUUUUUCGCUGAUGCCGAAGUUACGUUAAGUUAAGGACGCGCAACUGAUAUUUAUUGCGCGAGUGGUAAUUGCUAACCACAAUAUUAAAGAUUACGUGACUCUGGUCUGCCAUCAACGUAUUUGACUGAUCACAUCAUAUCCCCGCUGGUCUGUAGAGCACAGGGAUCAAGACAACAAUAAGAGAAAAAAAAGAUGGAGCGUAUCGAUUUGUCGAUCGUUCUGAGAGAGCUGUAUCUAGUCCAUGUGA